Molecule: messenger RNA, 619 nt
Organism: Cuscuta campestris
Lineage: Eukaryota; Viridiplantae; Streptophyta; Magnoliopsida; Solanales; Convolvulaceae
Source: the annotation of a GenBank genome assembly
GCACCACCUCCGCCCCCGAAAUCAAAAAAAGGUUUUGCUGGAAUAGUUGGUGGGCUUCUUGCAAAGAAAGGGAAGCGUGCUCAUUCUUCGACGAGUUCAAGUGGUACAACAGUAAGCUCGCACAACAAACUUGCUAUGUACCAGGGUGUGCCAUGCGAUUACGAUGAAGACGAAGUGGAUUUUGACGUGCUCGGAUGGUGGAAGCGGAACGAACACAUGUUCCCAUGUCUCGGCAUGCUAGCAAGACAAGUGUUAUCCGUUCCGGUAUCAACCGUAGCAGUUGAACGAGAAUUCAGUGCUGGCGGCAACAUUCUAACCGACUUUCGAAGUUGUCUUAGCGCUGAAUCUCUUGAAACACUUGUUUGCAACCAAGAUUGGCUCUUGGCAAGACGUCGAGCUCAAGAGUCAACGUACCAACUCGAAUCGGAGCAUUACAUGAAUGCAACAACAGAUGGAAGUCCGAGUUCUGAAGAAUAAGUUAUAAUUUUUUUUGUUAAUGUAAAUAUGUAAUUAGUUUUUUUUAGCUGAGCGAUAUAUAAGCUCCUUCGAGGGUUUCUUUACAGUUCUUUACCUCGUCGCUUUUUUUGAACCGUCAGGAUAUUAAAUGUGGUUGUUCUUC